Hevea brasiliensis (rubber tree) is the source of this 2409-nucleotide messenger RNA. Its product is annotated as protein ALP1-like. NCBI's taxonomy places the organism in Eukaryota, Viridiplantae, Streptophyta, Magnoliopsida, Malpighiales, Euphorbiaceae. The record is from RefSeq and is a predicted model, not a curated record. The coding region runs from base 579 to 2153 and encodes 524 amino acids. The transcript has a single exon.
AAGGCACGGCAUGAUACCAAAACUCCAAACCGUGUAAUCCCAAGUCAUCGUCCCACACCAACCACCACUUCCCUCUACAGCACGAGAAAGUCAAAAUUUUUUGUACAUCUCAAUGCCGUGUUCACACUUGCACGUCUCUUUCUGGAUUUAUUUUUUUUCAAGAUCUAGGUUGUCGCCCCUCAUCAUAGUUCGGAAGUUUUAACCCUUUUUCAUGACAAAAUUACAGUCUCUUCUCAAAAUCAUCAAUACCCAGUAUUCAAAGGAGUAAAACUUGAUCUAUAUUGUGCAAUUUUCAAUCAAACCCAGUUGUCAUUCAGUUGUUUCUAAUCCAAUGUGUAAUGGGUUAGAGCUGGAAUGAACGGAAAUUAUGGAAAGAUUGCUGCUUUAUUAUAUUAAAAUUAAGGGACUUGCCAAAUGAGUGCAAACCAAUAUCAAGUCAUUAAUUGUCAAUGGAUAUGUUGUGUUCACACACUCUUUGAAAAGACAACAAAGAAGAAGACUUUCCAAUUUCCUGCCUCUCUUUGUUCUUGCGUCAUCCCUUCAAUUCUUUUCCCAUUUCUUCUAUCACCUAUUCCUAUAUGAAACUCUCUUCUUCUCUACCCAACUCAGAACACUACUUCUCCUUUUUCAAUACCUUGCUUCCGUCGUCAUUCAGCCAAAUGAAUGAAUCCAACACCAUGAGGAAGCGGCAAAGUAAAGAUAGGCAAGAAAGCUAUGAGGAUGACACCAAUUCAUUUGAAGAAGACAGCAAUAACGGCGGCAGCAGCAGCAACAAGAAGAGGAGAAAACCGUUGAAAGGUAUAAUCACAUCAUUGAUGUUACUGAAUGAGCAAGAAAAGCGCGAUCAAGAAGAGCAAAACAAGGCCUCAUCUGAGGAGAAGCAAUCACUUGAAGAAAACCAUAAGAAAAAGGCUAGAACAAUGGUCGAAUAUUAUUCCAAUCUUCAAGAUUACUCCACUGAAAUUGAAGAAACGGAACGAAUCAAGCGCAAGAAGUCACGGGCAGUAGCUGCUGCGGUCGCUAUUUCUGCUGCCUCUAAUGGACUGGCUAGUAAGGGAAGUGGUGAUGCAAAGCAAGGGACUGGGGGUCAACACAGACGAUUAUGGGUGAAAGACAGAGACAAAAAAUGGUGGGAUGAAUGCAAUCACCCAGAUUAUCCUGAGGAGGAGUUCAAGGAAGCGUUUAGAAUGAGCAAGGCUACUUUUGACAUGAUAUGCGAUGAGCUACAUUCAUUUAUUGCCAAAGAGGAUACCACUUUGCGAAAUGCUAUUCCUGUCAAGCAAAGAGUUGCAGUCUGUAUUUGGAGAUUAGCCACUGGUGAACCUCUUAGACUCCUAUCUAGGAGGUUUGGUUUAGGUAUUUCUACUUGCCAUAAAUUGGUGCUUGAAGUUUGUUCUGCUAUUAGAAAUGUUUUAAUGCCUAAGUAUUUGCAAUGGCCUGAUGAGGAUAGUUUGAAAAAGAUAAAAAAUGACUUUGAAUCAAUUUCUGGGAUACCUAAUGUUGUUGGGUCCAUGUAUACUACUCAUAUUCCUAUUAUAGCUCCAAAGAUUAGUGUUGCAGCUUAUUUUAACAAGAGGCACACUGAGAGGAAUCAGAAAACAUCCUACUCUAUUACUGUUCAAGGUGUUGUUGACCCAAAAGGGGUCUUUACUGAUGUGUGCAUUGGUUGGCCUGGUUCUAUGCCUGAUGAUCAGGUAUUAGAGAAGUCUGCCUUGUAUCAAAGGGCUAAUGGAGGUCUUCUGGAUGACGUUUGGAUUGUUGGGAGUUCAGGGUGCCCUUUAAUGGAUUGGGUUUUGGUGCCUUACACGCAGCAGCAUUUGACGUGGACUCAGCAUGCUUUUAAUGAGAAGAUUGGGGAAAUUCAAAAGGUUGCUAAGGAUGCCUUUGCAAGAUUGAAAGGGAGGUGGAGUUGCUUGCAGAAAAGAACAGAGGUGAAACUACAGGACUUGCCGGUGGUUCUUGGGGCAUGCUGUGUAUUGCAUAAUAUCUGUGAAAUGCGUGAAGAGGAACUGGAUCCAAAGCUGAAUAUUGAGCUUGUUGAUGAUGAGACGGUGCCUGAGGUUGCUAUUAGAUCAGUAAAUUCAAUGAAGGCCAGGGAUGCUAUUGCUCAUAAUCUCUUGCACCACUGUCAUGCAGGCACUGGUUUUCUAUAAUUCUCAGUUUCAUUCCUCUUGAUAUUGGAAUUCUUUCGCAUAUUGUAUUUUUUUUUUUUUUUUUACAGUUGUAUUGUCGAAUAACACCAUUGUCAUUCAACUAAAUUUGUCGAAGGGGCUAUGUAAACGACGUGUGCCCCCAAAACAAAUAGCUGAUAGUAGCCUUUAUAGGUUUAAGUUAUACAUAUAUAUCACAGUAACAUUAAGUAACCUUACUCAAAUUCAAAAUAAAGGAUGGAUGAAAUUGACAUUGUAA